CCGUUAUAGUAUAAACACGCUGGGAAGCCUCUGUAGCCAUCAUCCUACUGCCAUGUCUCCAAAUCGUGACGUUAUCAUCGGAUUGAAAACUUUUAGAUUUUGUUUAUUUCAGAAGAAUGUGGAUUAUUAUUCAUUAAAAUGGUAAACUCCAGCUGCGCUCCCGCUGAAAUAGACACAAUCUGCUAUGGAAAACAAUGUAAACAAACUCUACAGAAAAGUUUUCUAUCUGACGCUGACGUCACGAUUUGGAGAUAUGGCAGUAUAUGUUGGCUUCAUCGACUUUCAGUAUGAAUAUACAAUAGGCCGUGUCUAUUUAAUAACUUGUCUAAGACGCCAACGGCUAACCUAACCUCAUCUUAUCCUUGAUUCCUCGUGUCUUUUUCUGUUUUUCUAAACAUUGUGAAAGUGAAAUAAUGUUUAUAAAUUGGAUACUUUAAACCACACUACUCUUCUUAUCAUUUGAUUGGUUACUCCAUUGCAUUUUUUUUAAACUUUUCAAGAUGCCUAGGUCUAAAAGAGAUAAGAAAAUUUCAUUGACAAAAACAUCCAAAAAGGGGUUACAAUUGAAGCAGCAGCUUGUGGAACAAGUUCGAGAGGCGGUAGAAAAAUGUCCAAAUAUAUUUGUUUUCGAUGUGCAAAAUAUGAGAAAUUCCAAAUUGAAAGAUGUGAGGAUACAUUGGAGAACCAGCAGAAUGUUCUUUGGUAAAAAUAAAAUCAUGCAGUUGGCUCUUGGAAAAGGACCUGAAGACGAAAUAAAGGAUAAUUUGUCGAAAUUGACUGCUGAAAUGAAAGGACAGUGUGGAUUACUUUUCACGUCAAAAUCAGUGAAAGAAGUUAGGGAGUGGUUCAGAACGUUCGAAGCUGAAGACUACUCGAGGUCGGGAUCCGUUGCCUCGGAGACAGUGCACCUCCCCGAAGGCCCCCUUCCAGACUUUCCGCAUUCUAUAGAGCCCCAUCUCAGGCAGCUAGGUCUGCCCACCAGUUUACAAAAAGGAGUUGUCACCUUAAUUAAGGAUCACACUGUAUGCAAUGUAGGCGACGUCUUGAAUCCUGAACAAGCAAAAAUUUUGAAAUUGUUGGGGAAAAAGUUGUCGAUCUUCAAAAUGAAACUUCGUUGCGUAUGGUCAAAGGGUGAAUUUAAAAAGUUCGGUUCAAAGAAGGCAAAGAAAGAAGUAGCUGCUAAAGACAAUAGUGAAUCUAAUGUUGAUGUUGACAUGGCUGAAGUGUGAAAACAAAAGAGAAUGAUGAAAAAUGUAUGUAGACCAAUCGGGUUCGGCGUCUCUUCCCCAGAUGAAUGCUCUAUCAGGGAUCACUCUGAGAAUCUACCUAUCAUUUUUAAAGUAUUGUAUAUUAUUUUCAAGGUGAAAAUAAAAUUGGAUCAACUUUCUUGUUGAUGUCAAACCUUAA
Molecule: messenger RNA, 1407 nt
Organism: Nilaparvata lugens (brown planthopper)
Lineage: Eukaryota; Metazoa; Arthropoda; Insecta; Hemiptera; Delphacidae
Gene: RpLP0-like
Product: mRNA turnover protein 4 homolog
Exons: 5
Coding region: 501-1229 (242 amino acids)
Biological process (GO): ribosomal large subunit biogenesis; nuclear-transcribed mRNA catabolic process; ribosomal large subunit assembly
Cellular component (GO): preribosome, large subunit precursor; nucleolus
Molecular function (GO): RNA binding
Source: RefSeq, a predicted model, not a curated record